AUGUUCCAGCAGAUCCUACGCGAAGACAUCUUAGUCACCACCGAGGUCGAUGGCGAUGACGAGAGUACCAUCCAUGUGAAAGAUUUGGCUCAGAUCCUCUCGGCUUGCGCUCGAGUCUCAGUGAGAGACACGGAAGUGGUAGCGGCUUGUGCGCGGUUUAUACCAUCCCAAUGCAAAUUCAUGGACGCUCAGGGCUUGGCCAUAAUCUGGCAGGCUCUAGCUAAAUUGAUGUACUCUGAAACAGUGACUAGAGUUGAUGACGAGGGGAAGCCGAUCGAACAGGAGGAGGGAAGGGAGAGGUCUGUUUAUGCGGCAUUACAGAGUCGGCUCGGCAUGGUAGAAGUGGUGCAUCAGAUGAGCUGGCAGGAGCUGGCCAUGGUUGCUGGGGCGGCCUCGAGGACGAGAGCACACAGCUUGUGUGAAGACAACAACAGGGCAUGGAUGGAAGUCAGUAAGGUUCUACUACACCAUGCUUCCAUCCGACUCGCUCCUCUGUCCGAACCUGACGUCCGCAGCCUGUCGGAGCUGGUUCACGGCCUGGGGCUGCUCAUGAGCGUCCCGGCAACAGGGAUGGGCACCACCCGUAGACCAGCCCAGACCGCCACCCCUGAGAUCUCAUGUGAAGUUGCCGACUUCCGUUAA
Molecule: messenger RNA, 642 nt
Organism: Perkinsus marinus ATCC 50983
Lineage: Eukaryota; Perkinsozoa; Perkinsida; Perkinsidae
Exons: 5
Coding region: 1-642 (213 amino acids)
Source: RefSeq, a predicted model, not a curated record